AUGAGGGUCCUCCACCUGCUGCUGCUGGCCCUCGGCCUGCUCCUCUCCCAGCUGGGCCCAGGUGCCUGCCAUCUGACGAUUCUCGGCCAGCGGACUGACAGCUACAUAUGUGCCAGGAAAGGGGGGACCUGCAACCUGUCGCCCUGCCCACUCUACAACAGGAUUGAAGGCACCUGCUACAAGGGCAAAGCCAAGUGCUGCAUCCGUUGA
Molecule: messenger RNA, 210 nt
Organism: Rangifer tarandus platyrhynchus (Svalbard reindeer)
Lineage: Eukaryota; Metazoa; Chordata; Mammalia; Artiodactyla; Cervidae
Source: the annotation of a GenBank genome assembly